Messenger RNA from Anopheles marshallii, 792 nucleotides. RefSeq names its product HMG box-containing protein 4. Bases 1 to 792 code for a protein of 263 amino acids. The record is from RefSeq and is a predicted model, not a curated record. The transcript is spliced from 4 exons. Lineage: Eukaryota; Metazoa; Arthropoda; Insecta; Diptera; Culicidae.
AUGGAGAACUUAAAAAAUCACAACGAUCAGGAAGUGACGGGUGUGUCACGAAGCGGCCGCGUGUGUAAAAAGCCAUCCAAAUUGAUGGACUUUCAAUCGCCGGAUGAUAUUGAUGCGAAGCAGAAGAAACUUCCAUCCACACAACGGCACUCCGCAAAGCUGUCCUCGUCUCAGGACGACAUGCAUAUGGAGUCGGAUGAGAAUGGAGAUUCGCAAUCGAACGGUUCGAGUGGUAGUGAAACGGACAGCAGUGAGGACGAUGCGAUGCACCAUGAGGAAGGAUACACCGGACAGGAUGAUGGUGACCAGAGCGAAGGAGAACUAGUGAUAGAUUCUACGGUGAAAAGAAAGGUACAGACGAUAAAGAAAAGAAUAGAUAAGAACAAACGUUCCAACCGUGGUGGUAAAUCCGGAAACAGAACCUCUGUCGCGAAGCGAAGAAAAACGAAGAAGCGUACCAAUUCAAACUCACUUACGCACAAGCGGAAAGAUAAAUCUGGCCCGGUUAAUAAAUCUACCACUGCCGGUGGUUGCCUACCAACCGAUGUAGCAGCACAUCUUAGCCUACUGGGUGAUAAUUUAACCAUUAUCGGUGAACGUUUGAAGGAACACGAGGGACAAAUUACAGUUUCAGGCAGUUUAUCGGUACUGUUGGACAGUUUGAUCUGUUCGCUUGGACCACUGAUGUGCUUGACGUUGCAAAUCCCCGGAUUAGAUCGCAAUUCGGACCAUCUGCGGGAACUGUUUCGAACCACGCUGGAUAAUAUUGCCUACGUAAUGCCCGGUUUGUAG